UUUCAGGGUCAUGUCAAAAAAGGUUACACGUGAUCAAUAUUUGAUCCCAUCUGGAGCGCAUUUCUACUUGAUUCCACGGCAAUCGUAUGCUUUAUUAUCAGAGGUGGAGAUAAAUGUGACAGCAGUGAAUGUCUUAGGGAACGCCACCUCUGAAACCCUGAAGCUGAUCCCAAUGGAAACGGCUAUGUUCGACCCUCCGGAGAUUAACAGGAUUGAAGCAGAUGUUGUGGGCUGCUUAAAUUACAGCUGGAGUCUUGCAAAAUCUCAGCAAUGGUUGACGACUGCCAUCAGUUUAGAGUUGAGUUUGAAAACAGUAAACAACCAGCAAAACAAAGAGUUGGUUUUGCUCUUCACAAAAAAACAAGAAAGCAAAAUAAAUGUAUGUGACCUUUUUCAUGGUACAAAUUACAGCACCACAAUGCGAGUGAAGUAUAGUUCAUUGAGUAAAUGGAGUAAAUGGAGUGACUGGAGUGAUCCAAAAAUAGCCACCACAGUUAUGAAGGCUCCGACUGGCAGCCUGGACACAUGGCUUAAAGUGGAUGAUCAGAAUGCACAGCUCUACUGGAAGCCUUUAGAAAAUUUCCGUGCCAAUGGCUGGAAUUUGUUCUACACUGUCGAAUCAAAGGAACCGAAAAAUACUUUUUGUGUUACACAAGAAAGCCACUGCUUUUUCAAUUUCACCGAGAAGGUUGAAAAGGUUUUCCUGAGAGCCACUAACGCAGUGUCAAGCUCAGAUCAUACCGAAGUACCAGUGUAUCGGAACAAAGGGCUGGGCUCUGUCUCUAAUUUCAGUGUUCAUCCCCAGUCAGAGACGUCUGUGCUGAUCGUGUGGGAGGGAACACCAGCGUCCCUCAAUGUCACAGGAUACGUGCUUGAGUGGAGACCUCUGUGUGAGACACCGGCAGCUCUCUUGUCCUUUACUCUGAUGGACAAAAACAACUCCAGUACCAUAGUAACAGGGUUAAAGCCUUACAAACCUUAUGAGAUGUCUAUUUAUCCCAAAUAUGAUAAAGGGAUUGGAAUUCCACACACUUUAGUGGCAUACAGCAGUCAGAAAGCACCCUCUGUGGCCCCAGUGUUGCAUUUUAUGGAAAUCAGACAUUCGUAUGUCAAACUACACUGGGAUGAAAUCCCCCUCGAACAGAGAAAUGGGAUCAUUCAAGGAUAUACCGUUUACUUUUGGAAUGAAAUGAACAAUAUCAAAGUUAUAAAGACUGAGGAGACCAGCGUUGUGGUGAGAGAUCUUCAACCACAUACCAAAUAUGAAGCCCUUUUGACGGUUCAUACGAGGGGCGGAAGUUUAAACGGAUCAGUUGUGGCCCUGGCAACUGGACAUAUGGCAGCAGACCGUGACCGCAGCAUUGAUGGAAUUGAAAUGGUGCUGUUUGUUAUCCCAGCAUGCCUUGGGUUAUCACUUCUCGCCAUUGUUGUGUUUGCCUAUAUUGGGAAACAUGAACGGGUGAAAAUGUGUUUGUGGCCUAUCAUUCCUGAUCCUGCCAACAGCAGCAUUAAGAGGUGGACCACCACUGAUUCAAUGCAGGGCAUACCUCCCUUUAAAGAAGACAAGGAGCCCGUGUUGGUGUAUCUGUCCCACUUCAGUCUUCUUGAUCUGGAUGAGAAAGAGCCAUUCAAGAGUGACUAUUUCAAGGAGAAGCAGUGGUCACACGACAUCGACAGUUGUGAUGAGAGUCAUUCCUCUGUCAGACACGAUUCAGAGCACGACAGGGAUUCUGUCCCUUAUGCCACAGUGGUUUUCGGUGGUCCAUAUCAAAACCAUUCAUCCUGUCCGCCAGCCUACGUUCGCUCUGAGUCCACACAACCUCUGUUAGGAGCAGAUGACCCUGGCAGCCCCCCACCGUAUGAGAAUGUGUCACCAAGCUGCAGUGUUUCCAAAGUACAACGCUUCACUACAUUCCCUCAGAAUUCUACUGAAAGUGAGGAGAAUGAAGAACUUUACGAAGAAUUUCCUAUGCUCAGAUCUUUAGAGCUCAGGGAUACUGAUCAUAUCUAAACUCAAAUUCAUCCAGUUCCUAUUGUGUAUGUGCUUCUUUUUCAAGGAUGUGUGUGUCUCAUUUUGAGUUUGAGUAUAGAUAGAAACAUAUAAAAGAAUACAUUCAAACCACAGCUGAAUGUGGCCCAAACCUUACUGAUUUGGCUCACAUGACAGAUGUGUUUUUACAUUUAAAUUACAUCUACAUUUAGUCAUUUAGCAGAUGCUUUUA
Messenger RNA from Sinocyclocheilus grahami, 2222 nucleotides. RefSeq names its product granulocyte colony-stimulating factor receptor-like. The record is from RefSeq and is a predicted model, not a curated record. Gene Ontology annotation, cellular component: membrane. The transcript is spliced from 13 exons. Bases 11 to 2011 code for a protein of 666 amino acids. Lineage: Eukaryota; Metazoa; Chordata; Actinopteri; Cypriniformes; Cyprinidae. Gene Ontology annotation, molecular function: cytokine receptor activity; protein binding.